Molecule: messenger RNA, 345 nt
Organism: Peromyscus leucopus (white-footed mouse)
Lineage: Eukaryota; Metazoa; Chordata; Mammalia; Rodentia; Cricetidae
Product: 60S ribosomal protein L35a-like
Exons: 2
Coding region: 1-345 (114 amino acids)
Biological process (GO): ribosomal large subunit biogenesis; cytoplasmic translation
Cellular component (GO): cytosolic large ribosomal subunit; ribosome
Molecular function (GO): structural constituent of ribosome
Source: RefSeq, a predicted model, not a curated record
AUGAAGGCAAAUAAGUCUGGAAGGCUUUGGUGCAAGGCCAUUUUUGCUGACUAUAAGCGAGGUCUCCGGAACCAGACAGAGCACACAGCUCUUCUUAAAACUGAAGGUGUUUAUGCUCGAGAUGAAACUGAAUUCUACUUGGGCAAGAGAUGUGCUUAUGUGUAUAAAGCAAAAAACAACACAGUGACACCUGCAGGCAAACCAAACAAAACCAGAGUGAUCUGGGGAAAAGUAACCGGGGCCCAUGGAAACAGUGGCAUGGUUCGUGCCAAAUUCCGAAGCAACCUUCCUGCAAAGGCCAUCAGACACAGAAUCCAUGUGAUGCUGUACCCUUCCCAGAUUUAA